AGGAUAAGCGCCUACCUCAUCCAGUCUCAUCCACUGAUCCUGGCCAGAAAUCUUACAAAAAUUGACAUUUCACUUCGGAAUCAUUGAAAUGAACAUUCGAAGAGCUAAAAUUGAAGACCUCCCUGGGAUGCAAGCUUGUAACUUAAGGAACCUACCAGAAAACUACUCCAUGAAAUAUUAUCUCUACCACUGUGCAACAUGGCCCUCAAUAUCAUAUGUCGCGGAGGACAAAGGGAGGAUUGUUGGGUAUAUACUGGCUAAAAUGGAAGAGGAAACUGCAGAAGCAGAACAACCACAUGGCCAUGUAACCUCAAUCUCAGUCCUUCGAUCAUACAGACGACUUGGUAUAGCAAAAAAGCUCAUGCUGCUAUCUCAGGAGUCAAUGGCUAGUCACCGUGCAUCUCACGUAGCACUUCAUGUGCGAAAGUCCAACCGCGCCGCGCUCAGUUUAUACCGGGAUACACUUGGAUUCGAGGUUCAUGAUAUUGAACAAAAGUACUACGCUGAUGGGGAAGAUGCCUAUGCAAUGCGACUGACUCUCAAACACGACUGACUCUUUCGAAUUGCAAAGGAAACAAAAUGUUCAUUAUGAU
Messenger RNA from Lentinula edodes (shiitake mushroom), 593 nucleotides. RefSeq names its product acyl-CoA N-acyltransferase. Gene Ontology annotation, molecular function: protein N-terminal-serine acetyltransferase activity; protein-N-terminal-glutamate acetyltransferase activity. The record is from RefSeq and is a predicted model, not a curated record. Gene Ontology annotation, biological process: N-terminal peptidyl-glutamic acid acetylation. The coding region runs from base 89 to 553 and encodes 154 amino acids. Gene Ontology annotation, cellular component: NatA complex. The transcript has 7 exons. Lineage: Eukaryota; Fungi; Basidiomycota; Agaricomycetes; Agaricales; Omphalotaceae.